Molecule: messenger RNA, 2001 nt
Organism: Penicillium diatomitis
Lineage: Eukaryota; Fungi; Ascomycota; Eurotiomycetes; Eurotiales; Aspergillaceae
Exons: 4
Coding region: 1-2001 (666 amino acids)
Biological process (GO): regulation of DNA-templated transcription; DNA-templated transcription
Molecular function (GO): DNA binding; zinc ion binding; DNA-binding transcription factor activity, RNA polymerase II-specific
Source: RefSeq, a predicted model, not a curated record
AUGGCGCAUCAGAGUGACAGCUCCCGCAAGAGAAUUCGACUGUCAUUUGCAUGCAAUUAUUGUCGCUCUAAAAAGACCCGGUGUGACGAGGAGCAACCUUGUCGCAAUUGUCGUCAGGCUGGAGUCGACUGCAUCACUACCGACAAGCGACGCGCGGGUGCAGUUGUCUCCAGCCGACGACGCACCAUUGUCGCAGCGACGCCGGCGAGUGCAGGCUCUCCCAGUCCACAAGACACGCCUUCGACUCCAGAAUCCCAUUUCUCAAAUUCUUUACCUGCUUCUAGUUCUGCUGCUGCUGCUGCUGCGGCUCCGAGUGCAGGGACUGUUCCCGGCCGUGGUCAGAGCAAUGACCGGCCGCUCCUGUGGAGUCAAUGUUGGGGCCGGGAGGGCUGGCAAACGGGUCGCUUGCCCUUGAUGCCUCGAUUUGUCGGCGCGAGUACUGUUGAGAUCAUGACCGAGUGGCUAGACAUGGCACUUUAUCGUCUCAACGGGCCGAAAAUACAUGCCUUGUCGCCGGUGAUUAACGAUCGCUUUGCGGCCGUAAUCCCGGACAAGCGCCCUCUACUGCCUUCGCCGGAGGAGAUCCAGAGUUGUUUUCAAGCCUACUCAAACACCGUGGGCCAGAUGUUCCCCUUCCUCGACCCGGACACGAUAGGAAGCGAAUUUAUCAAUGAAGCGCUCGACCGAUCGAGACAUGCUUCGGAUGCGAGUCAAUGCGCACUUGUGUACUUGACCAUUGCCGCCGGGCAGAUGGCGAUGCCCGUCUCGGACGGUACGAGCAGUUUGGUCUCUUCGUACGUCGCAUAUUGCAAUACGCUUCUGGGUCACAUAGUUGCUGUACGCAGUUUAGGGGCUGUUCAAGCGAUUCUCCUCUUCUCCAUGGUCCUGCGCAGCUGCGACAAGAUCGCCUGGGCCUGGGAUAUUCUCGCCAUGGGCAUAUCCAUGGCCCAAUCGAUCGGAAUCAAUCAAAUCACACAUUCAACAUCAACAUCACUGAGCUCCAAGAAUGGGAAAUACAGAACAUGGUGGUCUAUGUACGUCUUUGAGAAAAUUCUUGCCUUUGAACUAGGCCGACCAUCUAUGGCGUGGGACCGCGACCUAUCCAGUACCCUUGCCUCGACUCGGUCCCACGAUACUAUGGAAGAUGAGGACCAAUCGUUCUGGCAGACUUCACUCAGUCUGGCAAAUAUGCUUCACGAAUUACAGGAGAGAUCGGCGAGAACGUGGAGGAGGGAGACUUGGCUGUCUCAAACCGUCGAGCAGGCAAUUGAAGAUAAGCUUCAGACUGGAGGGGAGCUCAUCGUGCUUUUAUCCGAAUGGCAACGGAAUCUGCCAGGUCAUCUCAGACUCGGCUCCACCUCUUUGCCGAAAACCCGCAACGGCGCGCGGGCGGCAUUCCUUGCGUAUUACUACAAUCUCGGUGUAAUGUUAGUCCAUCGAUCAACACUCCUAGUUGACCCAAACGAGUUACGGGAAGUGAUCGAACGAUUUGCAUCCGACAAGCCAUGGCGCCAAAGCCUGCUCAGUGGACCGUCCAUGGCCACCGAGUCAGCCCGUGAGAUGGUCAGACUAUUUGUACCGCUAGUCGACUCAGAAACACCGAAUUACCUGACACUUAUGACAUCGCCUCUUGCGGCUGUAUAUGCUCUCGCUGUUUCGAUCAUCCGCGAGAAGAGGUCGCUGCUUGUCCGCUCAGACUUUGAGUUGAUGAAAGCUGGUAUGCAAAUCAGUCGGCAUUACUAUCAAAAACACAGCACUAUCACGAACUUUGACGACAUCAUGCUUGAUCUGGAGAGUCACUUGUCCCAGAUCUUGGAAAUUCCGGUGCCCACGAGACUGGAAACCACGAGCUUGAGCUCGACUAACCCCAUUUUGAAUGACGCUGUCUUGGAAGAAAGCGCUCAAUUUCCACCAAAUACGUUCGCCUGGGGACCUUCUAGUCUGGACUGGGUCGGAUGGGAUUGGAAUGAUUUAAGCCAUUUAUUUCAGCAUAGCGAAUGA